Messenger RNA from Colletotrichum acutatum, 1757 nucleotides. RefSeq lists its product as uncharacterized. Bases 219 to 1445 code for a protein of 408 amino acids. The record is from RefSeq and is a predicted model, not a curated record. Lineage: Eukaryota; Fungi; Ascomycota; Sordariomycetes; Glomerellales; Glomerellaceae. The transcript has 3 exons.
UUCCCUUUCCCGCCUACCCUACAAACUCUUUAAAACCUUUCUCCGACGUGCCCAUUGCCGCAUACAUCCUUGUUGAAAGAUGAUGCGACCCUGGGACCCUUAAAUUCCCUUAUACCAUCCACAUCUACUUUAUCAACAAACUUCUGACCCUCCAAAACUAGGCUGUGCACCCACAGCAUCCUUCUGAUAUACUAUUGAGAACGCCCCAUCCCCCAAGUAUGGCUUCAACGAUGGAAGAGGAGAUUUAUCUUGCCAUGCAAGAUGUCUUCUCCAAAGAGUACGCCGAGAUCCGUCACCAAAAAGCCAUCAAACGCAGAAUCCACGCUUGCUUGGGCCCAGAAAUCAAAGCCCUGGACUUGAAAUAUACCCGGCCAGUCGUCGUCAGUACGUGCCAGGAGCUCCUUGGAAAGGAAGUCUUCGGAAUCAGAUGGAAAGCAGAGCAGCGGUUUCCUCAAUUAUUCCAACACCCGCCUUCACCACAGGCAGUAGCUACAUCAGAGAAUGCGCCAGAGUCGCCGGAGCCUAGGAGACAAGAGAUGGAUUGGAAGGAGAAGAUCGUGGCGCUCAUAGCUGAGAGAAAGGCGGAAAGGUUCUCUCGGCUGCAAGCUACUACUGCAAGCGACACCACGAGUGAUGCGGCGGGCAGCAUCGCCACGACAAGCAGCGACACCGCCAUCGCCGAGUCAACGGCAACAGUGACAGAGCGACAGCCACCUAUAGAGACCGCAACUUUUUCCGGGCUGCGCAACGCCUUCCUAUCAUACGAAGCCCAACACGCUCUCUUCAUAAGGAUCCAAAACCUUCUAGAGACAGCCUGCUUCGACUACGCGAGGCAGGCACACCCCAAGAUCCUGGAAGCAGGACAAUGGGAGUCGCCUGAGUGCGUUGAACUCCAGAAGUGGAUGUGGAUCUUCGAGAAUGAGGCGUUUCAUACAUUCCGGGCCGAGACGGCGCCCCUCCCGCAUACCGACUGGCACGCCUUCUUCAAAUCGAUCAAGCAGAUUCGGCACAAGGCCGUGCAUCGCGAGGUUCUUUGCGUCGCGGACGUAAAGGCGUAUUUUGCUAACGCAGAGAGCCUUGCGAAGCUGCUGCGGCAGGACGAGUGUCUCGCUAAGCUGGGUACUUUGAGGGAAGAGACGGAGAUGGUGCUGGCUAUUUCGGAGCGGAAGAAAGACGGGCUGGCGGUCAAGUAUCAAUUUAAAUUUGAUGAGAUUGAGGCGCGGAGGAAGGAGCUGGAUGAGCUUGAGAGGCGGACGAGGGAGGAGAUGGUACAGGAGCAUCGGAGGAUGCAGAGUGAUCUCGGGUAUGGUUUCAAGCUUGCUGUUGCGGAGAUCAAGGAGGCAGAGAUCCUAAGGAAGAGAGGGCAAGCGGGAGGGGAUAAGGAAGAAGGGGCGGGCUCUUGGAGACUUGUCGAUGGUUUCUGGAAUCUGGUUUCUGGCCGGUGAUCUUACUUUGGCGAAGUGCGUUGAGCACAUGGGUUACCAGGUCCUUCAGAUGGAAUAUAAUCAUAGCCGCAACGGGCAGAUGACGGGCACUUCGUAACUCGCAACGCAAUGAGUUGUUCGGAUCCAGUGGUAUCAUUGAAUCACUAUAUCAAGAGGCAUCAAUCGUUAGGAUCAAGAGAGGGCAUCGAUGUGUCUCAAAAAAGCUCCCGCCAAUCAGGGUUUAUUUACCGCCGUAUACCACCCCAAAGACGAGCAAUGAUGACCCUCUUUGUCGAACUCGUAGAUAGUCGUCAAGCUAUGAGUCCGCAGUCC